Messenger RNA from Rasamsonia emersonii CBS 393.64, 1524 nucleotides. RefSeq lists its product as uncharacterized. The transcript has a single exon. Bases 1 to 1524 code for a protein of 507 amino acids. NCBI's taxonomy places the organism in Eukaryota, Fungi, Ascomycota, Eurotiomycetes, Eurotiales, Trichocomaceae. The record is from RefSeq and is a predicted model, not a curated record.
AUGUCUCAAGAUACAGAGAGGUUGUCGCAGGCCUCCUUGGCCCCUCCUGUGGAGAUCACCAUACCCAGCACCCCGCCGCGGCGCUCCAUUCUUUCCGCCUCCCCAGAUCUACGGCACGCGAGGGACGGCAAUGCGGCGCCGUCUGACAGGAAUAGCAGCAACCUUUGUUCGCCUCCACCCGUCUCUUCAUCAGAGAUGACCCCUCCUCCAUCGUCCCAGCCGCAUGCUCCUCUGCGCCGACGAUCUAGGUCCCGAUCCGGGUCCCGCGUGGUAGUUCCCGCUUCGCCACCAUCAGAGUCAUUGGAGAAGACCCUCUGCGCUGCGUACGGCGCGUCCGAGAACCUGCCUACUGCCGAGGACAUCGAGGCCGCCAAUGAACAGCAACUCCGCGCAAUGGCCAAGGAUCUGCUGAGUGUGGCGCAGGAGGCCCGCAUGUCUGCCUUGCAUUUCAAAUUACAAAAUAGUCUGCUGUCUUUUGCUAGCAAUGAAGCAAUCAAGCGUGCCGAGGUGGAGCAGCAGCUGGCCCGAAGGGAGGUCGAAAUUCUGCAGAGCUCAGAGUAUCGGAAUCGCCAUUACGCCUCAGAUCUGAGGACGCCGCUGCUGUCUCCGAACCCGCAACUGGACGCCUCCUUGAAGCGGAUUGAGGAACUGGAGCAGCUCAAUGCGAAGCUCAAAAAGAGACUCGAAGAUGCCGAGAAGCUUCUCGAAGAAGUAAUCGAGGAAGAGAAUGGGAAACAUGAAUCGUUGCAAGAGGAGAACCGACUUCUCAAGAAACGUAUCAGAGAAAAUCGGGAGCAUUUCACUCUCAUGUUGGAUCAGGGCUCGCUGUCGUCCAGUCCUCGCACCGAGUUCCAGACCCCUCAGAGGAAAUCGCAGCCUAGAUAUCCCGACAGUGCUCGCUCCCACGGCAACCACGAUGCAUUUGCAACCUUGCUAGCGGCCGAUCGCGUCUUGAACGGAGAGUCUGCCAACGUUUCUCCCCCAUCUGCUCGUGACCGUCUGCCCAGGCAAAGCCACGGUGGUGGUCAUGUCCGGGGAUCCCACUCUAUGUCCUCCCUUCCUGCCACCCCUCAGCGCUCUAGGGACGUUCCUGAGGUCCAGUACGUCACUCCAGGCAGCCGAUCCCAGGAGAAGAUCGUCCCCUCCACCCCUGAGCGUGAGCAGCCCUACUCAGAACGGGACCGCCAUGACCGAGACAGUACGAUUUCUGCGUCUGAUGGAGAGGAAGCGGUUACCGACGAAGACGUGCCGGCCUCUCAAGCUAGUUCUCUAGCCACCAACAUGCUUCUUCGCUUCCCUGGAAGCAGCCAGGAGGCGUCGUCACCUGCUCGCAACGUUGGAAAAUCCAACAACCUUGUUCAGACGAAGUUGUUUGGUCAGGUCAAGAAGGCGGGUGUCGAGCGGCCCAGUUCGAUGAAACGCAAAGGAGUCUUUGAAGACGAUGAGGGUUCCGUGGCGAAGAAGUCCAAGGAAUCUGACCGCGUCGGCCUGGGCAUCAACGCCUGGAAGGUAUCUUCUGGAUAG